Molecule: messenger RNA, 7746 nt
Organism: Myodes glareolus (Bank vole)
Lineage: Eukaryota; Metazoa; Chordata; Mammalia; Rodentia; Cricetidae
Gene: Fyco1
Product: FYVE and coiled-coil domain autophagy adaptor 1
Biological process (GO): positive regulation of autophagosome maturation; plus-end-directed vesicle transport along microtubule
Cellular component (GO): autophagosome; lysosome; late endosome
Molecular function (GO): metal ion binding
Source: RefSeq, a predicted model, not a curated record
CCGUCGCGUCGGGAGAACCUUCUGGUCAGAGGAUCUAGUUUUAGUACCCGGGCUGUUCGUGGGGUCGGCUAAAAAGACCUUCAACACUGUUUCAAGACCUGAACCAGCAGAGGGGCCACCCUGUGAGGCGGAGCUUCGGCAGUACCCCCCCCCAGAAACCUCUGGCACAGGAGCUAAAGCCUAGAGUUCUCGCGGGCAUUGGGGCUUAGCCUUCAGGAAGCCAACUCCUCCUCUUUGCAAGACGCUGAUGUCCCUUCAAUGCAGGAAGGACAGUUUGUUCCUUUCAGUGUCCUCGCUGAACUUACCCACUGCCCUUGUGCUCAGCGACAUCCUAGCAACUCGGCGGUCAUCACAGAGAGUCUGUCACUCACUCCUUUCAGCAUAAAGAAGUAAAUUGUCCCCAUGUGCCACCAUGGAGUGUGACCACUGCUGACUGGCAGUCACACAGCUCUGAAGUGUGUGUUGGACCUACACAUCCAAGAAAGGGAGACACCAUGGCUUCUAGCAGUGCUGAGACCCAGCUCCAGAGGAUCAUCCGUGAUCUUCAAGAUGCAGUGACAGAACUAAGCAAUGAAUUUAAAGAAGGAGGAGAACCGAUCACAGAUGACAGCACCAGCUUGCAUAAGUUUUCUUAUAAACUUGAGUAUCUUCUACAAUUUGAUCAGAAGGAGAAGGCUAGCCUCCUGGGUAGCAAGAAGGACUACUGGGAUUACUUCUGUGCGUGCCUAGCCAAGGUGAAGGGAGCAAAUGAUGGGAUCCGAUUUGUCAAGUCCAUCUCUGAGCUCCGAACAUCUCUGGGGAAAGGCAGAGCUUUCAUUCGUUACUCUUUGGUGCACCAGAGGUUGGCAGACACUUUGCAGCAGUGCUUCAUGAACUCUAAAGUGACCAGUGACUGGUAUUAUGCAAGAAGCCCCUUUCUGAAGCCAAAGAUGAGUUCUGACAUUGUGGGCCAACUAUAUGAGCUGACUGAGGUUCAGUUUGAUCUAUCAUCAAGGGGAUACGACCUGGAUGCCGCCUGGCCGACAUUUGCUAGGAGGACACUGGCCACCAGCUCUUCUGCUCACAUGUGGAAACCUCCCAGCCGAAGUUCCAGCAUGAGCAGUUUAGUGAGCAACUAUUUGCAGACUCAGGAAAUGGCCUCCAGUUUUGACCUAAACAGUCCUCUAAACAAUGAAGCACUAGAAGGUUUUGAUGAGAUGCGACUGGAGCUAGACCAGUUGGAGGUUCGAGAGAAACAGCUACAAGAACAUGUACAGCAGCUAGACAGGGAGAACCAAGCACUUCGAGCGAUGAUCAGCAGACAAGGGGAGCAGCCUCAGGCAGAGAAGGAGAGGGGGUACUCUACAGUGGAGGAUAACACUGGCCUCGUGGGCCUAGUGUCAGAACUCCAGAAGCAGGGGGAGAUCACCCAAGCCACAGUGAAGAAGCUUCAGACAUGUCUGCAGGCCUUGGAGUUGAAUGUAGACAAGAAAGAAAAUAGCCACUCAACCCUGCAGCUUGAGACCAUGGCACAGGAACUUGAGGCUGUGAGAGACUCCCUGGGUAGGAAAAAUCAGCUUCUAGCCAGCCUCUCACAUUGCCUGGCCAGGGCAGAGAAGAAGGCAAAUUCAGCUCUGGACACAACAUUUCAUCAAGAGCCAGUUCCUGCUGACAUGGCCCUGAAGUUCCAGGAACUGAAGGGGAAACUGGAAGCCCUAGAAGGAGAGAACGCCAAGGCCCAGGAACUGAACAAGCAGCAGAGUAUCAAACUAGAGCAGCUGGUCAAGGAACUUCAGCUAAAGGAGGAGGCCCGGGCUGACCUAGAGCACUUAGUGAAGGAUGUGGCCCCACUUCAGGAAGAGCUAUCUGGGAAGAAGCAAGAGUCAGCUGAGCUCCAGCGGCAGCUGCAGGAAUCCCUGGCCCACUUGAGCUCUGUGAAGGAAGAGCUAGCAGAAGCCAGGCAGCAGGAAAAGCAGCAUCGAGAAGAAAAGCAGCUGCUGGAGCAGGAGGCCAAGUCUCUGACAUGGCAGCUGCAGCUCCUAGAGACCCAGUUAGCACAGGUGAGUCAGCUUGUGAGCGACCUGGAGGAACAGAAGAAACAACUUAUACAGGACAGAGAUCAUCUCAGCCAGAAAGUGAGCACACUAGAGCAGCUAGGUGAAGGGCAUGGGGUCAGCAAGAAUAGGGAGGCCCUGGCCUCCAUGAGCUCUGUCUCACCACAGACUGGGGAGAUGCCAGAAGAGGGGCAGCAACACCUCCAGAAAGAAGAGGUAAAUGAUGCCACAGUGCCAGAGGAAGACCAGAAGGAAUUGCGAAAGGUCAACCAGGAGCUACAGAAGGAGCUGCAGAACAUGGCCGUGCGCAACCAGCUUUUGGAGGGUAAACUUCUAGCCUUGCAAACUGAUUACACAGCGCUGCAGCAGCGAGAGGCAGCCAUUCAGGGCUCCUUAGCCUCUCUGGAGGCUGAGCAGGCCAGCAUCCGGCACCUAGGAGACCAGAUGGAAGCAAGUCUUUUGGCUGUGAGGAAAGCCAAAGAGACCAUGAAGGCCCAGGUGGCAGAGAAGGAAGCUGCCCUGCAGAGUAAGGAGGGUGAGUGCCGGCGGCUGCAGGAAGAGGCAGAUCAGUGCCGGCUUCGGACGGAGGCCCAAGAUCAGGAACUCAGGGCUCUUGAGAACCAGUGUCAGCAGCAGAUUCAGCUGAUUGAGGCCCUCUCUGCAGAAAAAGGCCACCAGGGACUCAGCCUACCCCAAGUCAACACAACCCAACUGGCUCUGUCUCAAGCACAGCUAGAAAUUCACCAGGGGGAAGCCCAGCGGUUACAGAAUGAGGUGGUGGACCUCCAAGCCAAGCUCCAGGUGGCCCUAGGUGACCGGGACAAGUUACAGAGCCAGCUGGGUGUGGCUGAGACAGUCCUGAGGGAGCACAAGACCCUGGUGCAACAACUGAAAGAGCAGAAUGAAGCCCUUAACAGGGCCCAUGUUCAGGAGCUGCUGCUGUGCUCAGAGCGAGAAGGGGUACUACAGGAGGAGAGCAUCUAUAAGGCCCAGAAGCAGGAACAAGAGCUGCAAGCCCUGCAGGCGGAGCUAUCACGGAUGAGGUGCAGCUCCGAGGGAGCCCACCUGGAGCAUGCAGAGCUACAGGACCAGCUACACCGAGCCAACACAGACACAGCUGAGCUUGGCAUACAGGUCUGUGCCCUGACUGCCGAGAAGGAUCGGAUGGAGGGGGCCCUGGCCAGGUUGACCCAGGAGCUCCAGGACUCCAGGGAGGCAGCACUGCGGGAACGAAAGGACUUGGAGCUCCAGGUGGUGGGACUACAGCAAGAGAAGAAGGAGUUACAGGAAAAACUAAAGGCAGCUGAGGAGGCAGCUGUUUCGUGCUCUGGUCUACAGGCACAGCUGGCCCAGGCUGAGCAGCUGACCCAGAGCCUCCAAGAGGCUGCACACCAGGAACGAGAUGCCCUCAAGUUCCAGCUAAGUGCUGAGAUCAUGGGCCACCAGAACAGAUUGAAGACGGCCAAUGAAGAGUGUGAGAGCCUCAGGGCCCAGCUAGAAGAGCAGAGCCGGGAGCUGCAAGUGACUAAGGAGGCUGUGCACGAACUGAAGGUCACCAAGGCAGCCAUGGAGGAGAAACUGAACUGUACCAACAGCCGUCUUGCAGAGUGCCAGGCCACUUUGCAGCACAAAGAUGAAGAAAGCACGACUCUUCGAAAAAGCCUAGAAAGAACUCAGAAGGAACUUGAAAAGGCCACAUCAAAAAUCCAAGAAUAUUAUAACAAACUCUGCCAGGAGGUGACAAACAGGGAAAGGAAUGACCAGAAGAUGCAUGCAGACCUAGACGACCUGAACAGAACCAAGAAAUACCUUGAGGAACGGCUGAUAGAGCUGCUCAGGGACAAAGAUGCUCUCUGGCAAAAGUCUGAUGCACUGGAAUUCCAGCAAAAGCUCAGUGCUGAAGAGAAAUGUCUUGGGGACGUGGAAGCCAGCCACUGCCAUGACUGCAAGCGGGAGUUCAGCUGGAUAGUGCGGCGGCACCACUGCAGGAUAUGUGGCCACGUCUUCUGUUACUACUGCUGUAACAACUAUGUUAUGACUAAGCCCAGUAGCAAGAAGGAACGCUGCUGCCGAGCCUGCUUCCAGAAGUUUGGUGAAAGCCCUGGAUCUCCUGAUAGCAGUGGCUCUAGCACUAGCCAGGGAGAGCCCAGCCCCGUGGUUUCACCAGCUAAAGCAGGCCCCCAGGCCAUAGGAAACCAAGGAGCAAACUCAGUCUGCAGACCACCAGACGAUGCUGUGUUUGACAUCAUCACUGAUGAGGAAUUGUGCCAGAUUCAAGAAUCUGGCUCCUCCUUGCCUGAAACACCCACCGAAACUGAUUCAUUGGACCCAAAUAUGGCUGAACAGGACACUACAUCAAACUCACUAACCCCUGAAGAUACUGAAGAUAUGCCAGUGGGGCAGGAUGCUGAAAUCUGCUUGCUGAAGUCUGGAGAGCUGAUGAUCAAAUUACCCCUCACAGUGGAGGAGAUCAUCAGCUUUGGGGAGGGUAACAGGGAGCUGUUUGUGAGGUCCAGUACCUACAGCCUGAUUCCUAUCACCGUAGCUGAGCCUGGCCUUACUAUCAGCUGGGUCUUCUCUUCUGACCCCAAGAGCAUCUCCUUCAGUGUGGUCUUCCAAGAGACAGAAGACACGCCACUCGACCAGUGCAAGGUCCUCAUUCCCACCACCCGAUGCAAUUCCCACAAGGAGAGUAUCCGGGGCCAGCUGAAGGUCCGAACCCCUGGCAUCUACUUGCUUAUCUUUGACAACACCUUUUCCAGAUUUAUCUCCAAAAAAGUAUUUUACCACCUGACUGUUGACCGGCCUGUCAUCUACGAUGGAAGCGAUUUCCCGUAGCAUCAGGACCUGAACUUUAGAGCUCCUCAUCAUCCACAGGAAACACUACUCCUCCUCACCCAUCUCAUUAAACAUGUACACCCACACUCACUCACAAAAUUUUAAAAAUUAAAAAAUUAGAAACAAAGGAAAUACAAUCAGCUGUACCCCAGCUCACCAGCUCUGCAGCUCUGGCAGAGCCUUGUACUGCACCUUAGAAACUACUCUGCCAAGAUUCACAAUAUGCUUGUUAUAUGCGUCUGUCACUAUCAGUUCCUAGGGCUCCUAAGGACCAGAUACGAGACUCAGCUAUCUUCUCACCCAAAGGGACACCUUGCCAAAUGUUUGUACUCUAGAAACACCGUUGGCCUCACCUGGGAUCAUAGUUGGUAACAGUCUGCUGUGGUAUUUUUCAGGCAAGGAUUCAAAGUGAAUCCUUGUGUAGUCCCAGGAGAAGGAGACCAUAGGGCCAUCACGUGAGAGAUGCACCUACCCCUUAAUUUAUCCAUAAGAAGGGGCUGCUUUCUCCUACUCAGCAAUGGGGGGAGGGGGGGCGCGUGGCGAUGCUGAACUGUGCUGUCCUGAGCCCUUGUCUACUCAGGGCCUUUGCUCAGCCUGGCUACUCAGCAGCUCUAAAUCACACACAUCACACACACACACACACACACACACACACACACACACACACACAAGAACCAACCAGAGGUCUAGGAAAGAGCAGUCACUCGCUACCUGAAGGCUUCAGCUCUGCAUAUGGAUAGCAGGAGUAGAAAUACAGGCCAAGUUCCCUACAGUGGACUCAGGUUGGCCUCAGAGCUCAUGUGUCAACCCGUAGCCCAUCUUUGUUUGUAAACCCCAGACCUUCUGUCUCAUCUGCAGACAGUUGUUUACUCGUGAGUAGAGUCAGUUAAGAACCACUUUCAAUACCUGGAACCUUUCUAAAAAGUCUUUGGUAAGGAAGAAGCCAUGUAGCAGAAGAACAGAGAAUAACUUCCUUUUGGCCUCCAUCUGCCCGCCACUCCCUCUUGCUCAUCAGCUCAUAUCUGAUACAGCAGACAGACAGCUGUUCUCUGUGACCCCUUUUUACUCCCACCACCAGUUUACCUUUGUUCGUAACUUUUUGCCAUGUGAGGUCAUCAUAUGCAGCUGAGUCUUCAAAGACUGACAGGGCUCCUUGUAGGUCUGUAUGUGGCCUGAGAUUGCUGAAGACCAAAUCAUCCUACCUUUGAACCUUCCUCUUGCAAAUGGAAGACUGAAGCCACCUUGUUUACUAGGCCAACAGCAUCCAGCACCAGCUAGGAUCUCGUUUUUAUUAUUUUACUUUUCCAGGGUAUGUUGGAGACACUGGCCAAGCUCAUGGCUUUCUGCCGGUGUCACUGCCUCCGUCUGCAUCAAGAGUGGCCAUUCACUGAGUUACUAUUGUGUUGGGGAUCUGGGAGGGGCAGCUCUUGUGAAGUUAGCUCAUUACUGAGGUGAGAGGCUUCAGUGCUGACUGCCUAGUACUCUAGUAAGUGCUUACCAACUCUUUGUCUUUGAUAGUAUAUUUAUUUUUUGUGCUGAAUGGACUUUGUACUGUAUUAUAUAUUAGUUCACUGUUCAUGUUCCAGCUCACAGUUCAUGCUCCUUAGCACUAGGUUACUAGAGAACAUUUGGCCCUGUGUAAGUGUGCCUUUCAUACAUAGCUUUAUUAUUUUAAGUAGUUCAUUGGAGUAACUUUUAAAAAUGCAAAUGACAAUUGAAGAAUCACUGAGAAAGAUGGUGGCCCAGCUGGACUUAAUUAUACUACAGAUCAUAAGGAAACAUCCUUGAGAUCCUGGGUCAUUCUUUUUCUAAGGACAGCUCCUCCUGUAAUGACUCCGCUAUGUUAUGAGGAAUCAUAACAGCCAUGUUAGUAGUGUUGCCAGCUGCCUGUUUACCCGUGACACUGAAGCCACUACAUGACUUCACCCAAGAAAUUAACCAGCUACUCAGACACAGGGAAGUAUGUCUGAGGCAGAGAUAGGGCCCUCCAUGUCUCAGUAGACUUGGAGAGCAUAUACCCUAGAUUCCAGCUAGCCCUGGGCCAAGAAGGCAAAGGGAUUCUCAAGCAGAAACCUGGAACUGAAAAUCUCCAUACGGUUUGGGAAGUGGAAACAAAGAGCCAUAUGUAAAUAAAGAUGUUAUUUCUGAACAGGUUCAGUUGUCCACCAAGUAUCAAGCCACUCCUGGCCCAAAAAAGAAAUCUUGCAGCUCUAGUUUGAUAUUCAUGGAGUUUUGUUUUUAAACUCCGUGAUUCUACCUGUGAGAAUCCUUUAUACUCAGAAAAUACUCUUGGCUCAGAGGUUUUGGAAAAGGAGGCAGAGAGGAGCCAUCUUUGGUGCACAGAACCAGGGAAUGCAAUAUAAAGACCAUUGAGUGCUGCUCACAUUGACAUAAACAAACACUACUUGGUAGAAACUUAGCACAAUUUCCUCAUCUCACUUAAUUUCUUCCAACGAACAAGAAAGUUAAUUCAAAAUCUUCUUUUCCCUCUCAAACACCUUUUAAAUUUCAGGAGAUCUCUCUGAUGAAGGGGUAUUUUUAGACCCUUUUGACGUGUAUUUAAUCUAGAUGCCCUGCUUUUGGUGACUGCAGUGACACUGAGUCUCUGUGGGAAGCUUGACGAUUGGAAUGCACUUUAAUUCAUUAAUCCUCAUUUUGUGUGGCCUUAUGAGAUAAUGGGUCAGGGAACCCAUUUCAUUCUUAUCUGCCAAAGAGUUACUCAGAAGCACAUCAAACACCAGCACUUCAUCUGCCCAAGGGGAUGAAACUUUGGUAUCACUGAAUAUUCUCCUUUAGCAGUGUCUGCUAUGCCAUUUGGAAAUGUUUUUUUUAACCUCAGGUUUCAAAUAAAGCAAACACUAUGGCAUUUGGAGUA